UUUGGUUGCAUACCUAGUUGCCUUGGCAAGCCUGUCGCUGUUUCUUAUUUUGUUAGCCAUUUCCAGUUGUUGCUGUGCGCGUUCUAUACUUGAUUUUAUACAAUCGACAAUGAAGUCUUAAUUCCAAGUCCGAUUACGAACACAACUUCGACUGCGACCCUAUACUCGCUCUCACUUUUGCACUGACACUCCACUGUUGUCGCAGUCUCAACAUCCCUGUUUCUGAGUGACAGUCACCUGCUCCCUGGUGCGCAAAAAUAUUUUAGUAUUCUGUAAUUGUUUACUGCACACUGCCUACCAACAACAGCAAACUCGUCGAAUUGUAUCCAUGUUAACAACAGCGAGAACAGAUACUGUUUCUGCCCAGUAAAAGCAAGCUAAAAAAAUAAAGAAAACAGAAACGGUCAUUAAGUGUUGUUACACGAAAACAAGAAAAGUUUCUCAUUUUCGCGAUUGUGUGACUUUUUGUGUGUAUUAAGAUGAACACAAUCAACCAAGAAAAAAUAAAAACAAAUUAAAGUUUGCAGAAUAUUUGCGUGUGUGUUCGCGUAAGUGCUAUUAUGCUGUCAUCUAUUUGCACACCAACAUAUCUGUCUGUUGCACGCACACUAACUUUUUAAUGGCUGAGUAGAUAACGUUGCAAUAAAUAUUUUAUUCAGUUAACGUCAUAAAACAACAACUGUGGUUAAAUCUAAGCACAAAGGCAAGCAGUUCAUUCGACGACGACCUAAAGUAUGCAGCGAAAAAUUGAAUUUUCUGUCAAGGACAAAACAAAACUUUCUGCCAUGUAGCGACUGGCGUGUAUCUUGCCUGUGUGUGUGGGCGUGCGUGUGUAUGUUUUUUUUUCAAGGAAAACGGCACCAAAAUCUUUAAGACGAAAAAGUAUCUCAAACAAUCAAGCAGCGAAAAUACUGAAGAAAAACAAAACAGAAAAGCAAAUCACACGACCAACCACGGAGGCUGCAGCUACACAACAACCCCAGACAAGCAAACCACCCCAAUCGACAUUUGGCGCCAGUCGGACAACAGUGUGGCCACCAUGUGGUUUCAUGCUUCAACGAUGCUCCAAUUAUUUCCAAUGUUUUUCAUUCUACUAUGGCUGCCCGUCCAAGUCGCGGCUCGCUUCUGCGAGGGCGGGCACAUAUGUUCGCUGCCACGCGAAUGCUGCACCCAGGGUUGUUGUCCACCAUAUCAAAGUGGACCGCGACAGCUGCCCCCACCGUCGGAGAAUGUACUGAACUUAUUCUUUGUCAGCCAUUGGUUCUUUUGGUGCGUCGUGGUGGCCGUCAUUUUAGCCAUACUUUGUGCCUACUCGUUGUGGAAAAAGCGACGUACACUCUGCGGUUGGGGCUUUACGGAGCAUCACACACAAUCCGAGGGAGAUUCGGCCGGCUCCUGCUAUGCACCGCCGCAAUACAGUCGCUGCAAUUCGUUUCAUCACCCGCCCCCGCCGUACACGGAGGUGGCAUCGAAACCGGAUCUGUAUCCGCUCGUUUUUACAUGCAACAACGAAAAUAGCAAGGGAAAUGCCAGCUCCAGCUAUUUGAUGGUGCAAUAUUUUCGCAACUACAUUGUGCGUCCAACGGGCUCACUGAGUGCCGCCAGCACUGUUGACUCGCUUAGCUCCAGCUUCAUUUGCAAUAUCAACGAGGCCAACACAUUGGUGCCGCCACCCUACUCUCGAGCGGCCAGCCCUGAGCUAAGCCUACAUUACGGUGCAAACAGAGAGCCUCCACCCAACUCGCAAUUAGCAGCGCCGCAAUACGGCUUGCCACGCUCUGCAUCCCAGCUGGUAGAGCCAGAAUAUCAGCCACGAGCUCACUAUGCUACCGUUGCAGUGGACAGAAAUAUAGGACUUGGCGCUGGCACAGCGCAUUAUAGUACACGGCUACAUAACUCGCACAGCGGACACUUCUCGCCGGGUGAGACGUCCGUUGACUCGCCUGGCCUUAUGCAUACCGGUGGCGUUGGAGGAGGCUUUCUGCAGUCGCAGAGCGAUCAACAUUUCCGCUAUAUGGUAAACAGCCGCAGUAGCCUCAGUGAUAUAUUUGUGAAUAGCAAUUGUGCGGCGGGCUUAGGAGUGGCUGAACUAGAUGUGGGUGGAGCUGAAAGUGGAGGGGCCACACAGACAUCUUCAUUGUGCAGCCUGGCAUUAGCAGCCGGGGGCACACCAGCCAUUUACAACAAUGCUUGCAUACAGUCCAAUCCGCUGCACAGUUUAGAAAACUGCUGCCAGUUAGUGUCAGCGGACGAAGCGGCUGCAGCGGUAACGGCACCCACAACAGCAAGCACUGUGUCUGGAGUAAGUAGCCUCUCAAAUAUUGGCACGCCUGGCUCUCCACCUCAAGCUACUAGCCCAACCGGCGAGGUGCGCGAAAUACUCGACCAAAUAAGUAAGCUACAAGCGGACGUCAGCUACGAACAGCUGCUGCUUACCGGUGGUGCUAAACCACGAUUGCAGCACACGCUGUCCAAGCCAAUAACACGACCCGCCACAUUGCAACAUACCGCAUCAACACCAAUGUCAACAACGCCGACAUCAGCGACUCCCAGUAAAGGAAAAAAGUUCUAUGCGUCGAAGCUGCCUAACAAGGCUUUAUAUAUACCUAUGGCCGUAAUGGCGCCACCGCCUGCCCAACGCUGUGUGCUCAAGAGCCCCAUUAGUAGCGUUGUCAGCGGUGCUAACUUUUUUGUUAACCGCGGACGGGUGGCCCGUAAGGGUUGGAUAUCUCGCUCGGCACCAACAACGCCAGGAAGCGGACUCCCGCCCAACCGAUUAGGUGAUGACAGUCCGUUAUUGAAUGAGCACGAUGAGGAUACCAUCGAAGAAUCUGGGCACGGGGAGCAACUGGAAUAAUACACGCCGCCCCCACAAAACGGCAGAGAUAGUUCAAACACCUAUAGAUGUAAGCUUUUAAUCAAACUGCAGCUUAGUAGGUCAUCCUUAGAUCGCCUGAAAUCAAAGUGCCAAAAAAUACCAAAAAAAAAAUUAAUAUCAAAACACAUCUUAGACUUAUAGGCUAACUCUGAAUAUUAUUGAUUUUCAGAGAUCUUCAGAGCACUUGUUAAUCUCAACUUCAUCUAAGUAUAAACCAUACAAAAAUUUAAAAUAAAGUCGCUUUUAUUCGUAUUUUUACCUAUAAAAUUCUUGUAUUGAUCCAACAUCCCCCAUUCUCUCCACUAAAAAAUGUCAAAAUUUGUAUGUUUUCAAGUUUAAAUUCAUUGUUUUGGAGUGGCCAUGUUAUGUUUUUGGAAUUACUAACCACAUCGUGAAAUAACAGACGAUGUCGUCAUUUCCACAUCGCACUCAUAAUCUUCAAGGCUCGACCCCAUUUGACUGAAAACAAGAUUAAGCGGGGAUUUCAAUUGCAAUA
Drosophila montana is the source of this 3374-nucleotide messenger RNA. RefSeq lists its product as uncharacterized. Bases 1040 to 2857 code for a protein of 605 amino acids. The record is from RefSeq and is a predicted model, not a curated record. The transcript has 4 exons. Gene Ontology annotation, cellular component: cytoplasmic vesicle membrane. Lineage: Eukaryota; Metazoa; Arthropoda; Insecta; Diptera; Drosophilidae.